Molecule: messenger RNA, 1718 nt
Organism: Laetiporus sulphureus 93-53
Lineage: Eukaryota; Fungi; Basidiomycota; Agaricomycetes; Polyporales; Laetiporaceae
Product: MFS general substrate transporter
Exons: 9
Coding region: 164-1615 (483 amino acids)
Biological process (GO): transmembrane transport
Molecular function (GO): transmembrane transporter activity
Source: RefSeq, a predicted model, not a curated record
CUCGUCAAGGCCAUUCCGGCAUAUGCAGGCGGAUAAGACAGCAAUCAGAACGAUCCAGGGAUGACUCUCGGUAGAGAUAAAGGUCGGGGUCGAUGCGGUCUGCGGGUUUCUCAUCCCCUGCAUCCAGUCUGUCCCCUCCCAUACAGCAGCGCACUGUCUGCGGAUGCCACUCCCAAGGGAUGUCACGGUCGAUGAGGAGACAGCGCUGCUCUCUGGCUCGAAGAGAGCGGGAAAGCCUAAGGCGCGCCCGGUGACGCCGCUCCCUCGACUACAGAUCGGUAUCCUCCUCCUCCUGCAGCUGGCAGAGCCCAUCACAUCGCAAUGUAUCUACCCGUUCAUCAACCAGUUUAUCAGUGAGUUGGACAUUACCGGUGGCGAUGAAAGGAAAGUCGGGUACUACGCCGGGAUAAUUGAAUCAGUGUUCUUCUUGACUGAAGCCAUGUUCGUCCUUCACUGGGCACGCAUCUCGGAUUACAUUGGACGGAAGCCCGUGCUGCUCACGGGUACAGCGGGUCUCUGUAUCUCUAUGAUGUUCUUUGGCCUUUCCAGGACGUUUUGGCAGCUUGUUGCAAGCCGUUGCAUAGUCGGCGCAUUGAAUGGCAAUAUCGGAGUUGUCAAGAGCAUGAUAGGAGAAUUAACCGAUUCUACCAACAUGGCACAAGGUUUCGCUCUGAUACCAAUAGUCUGGUCUGUGGGUACGACUAUUGGUCCAUUCAUCGGCGGGCAACUAGCCAAGCCGCAUGAUAGGUGGCCACACAUCUUUACCGACCGUUUCUGGACGCGCUUCCCAUACUUUCUGCCAUGUGCCGUUUCCGCUGCAUUCUCUGCAUGCAUGUUUGCACUUGCUGCCGCGUUUCUCAAAGAGACAGUCCAAAAGAAGCACUCCAGCCAGAAAAAGAAAGUUCGAAUCGUCGUGCGGGCUGAUGAUGACCAGUUUCGCGAGGAGACCCUCGAGAAUCCCGCAACACUCCGUUCGCUGAUGAUCUGGCCCGUCUUGCUCUCCGUUGCGAACUACGGCGCCCUCGCCUUCCUCGACAUCGCAUACCGCGCCAUCCAACCGCUCUUCUACUCCAUGCCAAUCGAGCUCGGCGGCCUCGGGCUGAACCCCGCGACGAUCGGCGCCGUGCUGGGCUCUUUCGGGCUGAUGAAUGGCAUCUUCCAAGCGUCGUUCUUCGCGCGCAUCGUGCGCCGCUAUGGCCCGAAGCGCGUGUUUAUGAUGGGCAUGGCGAUAUUUGUGCCGCUAUUCAUGCUCUUCCCUAUCAUCAACGCGAUGGCGCGGAAGGCCGGAAUGACGCGGGCGGUGUGGUUUAUGGUGAUGUUCCAGCUCGCGGUGUCCGUCAUCAUGGACAUGUCCUAUGGCUGUAUCUUUAUGUACGUGACGUCUUCGGCGCCCAAUAAGCGAUCGCUCGGAGCUACGAAUGGUAUCGCCCAACUGGUCGCGUCCAUUCUGCGUGCGAUUGGCCCUGCGUCAGCCACUUCGCUCUAUGCUCUUUCUCUGGAGGAAAACUGGCUAGGUGGCUACGGCGUUUACGCCAUCCUCGUUGCUGUCUCUUGCCUGCUCAUCUUCGUGGCGACUCCUCUGCCUCGCGAAGCUUGGGAAAAAGAGGAAAAAUGAUGGGUAGCAGCAUGGUACCGGUGGAGCGCUAUCCAUCAUUGAAUUGAAAAUCCCUGUUCUCGAAAAGGGACACUGCUCGAUCUCCUUCGAUUUAUGGAAUUGU